AUGGAGAAACUCAACACUGAGGACGGGCAGCUCUUCAUAAAGAGUCUCGCUAGGUUCGUCCGUACCCAUGAAAAGGCCCUCGCGAAUGCGAUGCAGAUGAGGCGGCAGUCGAGAAGCGUCGACCUCUCCUCGUCCCAGUCAAAUUCUGCCGUCCACAACAACAACAUCAACAACAACAGCAACAACAACCACAACGGCCAUAACAACCACAACCACCUGCUGCUGCAACAGCAUGGCGCUUCAGGACGCACCUCGACUGCCUCUGCGCUCGCCGCAGCUCUCUCGCUGGGAACACUCGGAUUCGCCUCAGACUCCGUCCGGCCUGCCAGACUGACCCUGACUCCCCACCACCUCUUCUACCUGCUCUCCCGCUUCGAGGAGCUCUCCGUGCCCGUGGGACCGCUCAACAUCCGGCUCGAGAACAUCAACAACGAAACCUCCUCUGCCUACGUUUCCUUUCUCAGCAAACCACAGCGGCCUCGUGGCGGUGCAGGAGGCAGCGGUGGAGGGAUAGAGACUCGAUACAUUCCGUUUCCAGCGUCCGCAGCCCUCGGAGCAUUUACCUCCAGGGACUCGGUUUCAAAGUCAGACAAGGCCAAGGCAGCCCUGGAAGCAGAUCUCAAAUACCUCUACUCGUCCUUCACCAAGAUCCCCUGCCUUAGGCUGGCCCCGGACCACCGUGCCAGGCUUAUCAGCGGCUACGAGGAGUUCCCCUUUGAUACCGCGGUGCCCUUGCAUUCCUUCAAGAACCUUUCUGCCCUGGAAAUCAUCGAUGUAGACUUUCGCUCCUUUUUUGGCUGGGAUAGGCUCGCCGAGCAGCUGAGGUCGCUUACUCUCAAGCGCGCCCAGCUAGAGGAUAUUGGUGACUUGCUGACCGGGAUCGUACUCGAUGACAUUGACAAGCGUAGGCGGAGGUCUUCCAAGUCUCAGCCUUCUCCAGUCCUUGGUUGGCCGUCUAGUAGUAGCCAUCAUAGUCAUAGCCAUAGCCAUAGCCACUUCUCUUCCACCGCUCCAGAGCUGGGGAAGUCUCUGUCUGCUCCAGGAUCCCCCCUUGGUGAUACCGUCUUUGGAACCAGUGCCAGUCCCCCCAAGGAAAGCUCCGCGGCCAUGCUCAGAGGUGACUCGUCUGAAGGUGCUGCAGGCGGUAGCAGGAAGAAGCACGGCCGUGCUGGAAGUAUCUCUCCGGGAAGGCCCUCCAGCAGCUCAAACAAGCCUGGAUCCAGCCACCGUCACCACCAUCACCAUGGUCAUCAUCGAGGCCAGUCCUCCAAGAUGAAAAGAUCUGGCUCAGGUAGCUCUGACUCUGGCGAGUCCUUUUCCACUUUCUUCCACCGUGACCGUGGCAUCUCCAACAUGAUGGCCUCCACCUCCACUGCGGCAUCCGCCGGGAACAACAACUGCAAUAACACAUGCCUGAGCCCCUUUAAGUGGCGUUUCCUCAGACAUCUCAACCUCACGGAUAACUCCCUUACCAGUGUCACUGUAGCCAGUCUUGCCCCAGUAGCAAAUACCUUGCACUCCCUUGACCUGUCCUGGAACCUCUUCACUGAGGUGCCGGACAGCCUUGCUUCCCUCGUGGCCCUCAGAUCCCUGAAUCUAUCCCACUGCAUGAUAGAUUCGCUGCACUCUCUUUCCCGCAGUCCCCUGCCGGCCAUAACCUCCCUAAACCUCCGCGGCAACAGACUUCGCUCGAUAGCCGGCGUUGAACGCCUCCUCUCGCUCGAACGUCUUGACCUGCGUGACAAUGCCAUUACGGAUCCCGUGGAACUGGCCCGGCUCACUGCCAUUCCUUACAUUCGCGAGAUCUGGAUUUCCGGAAACCCCUUUACAAAAUCUCAUCCAGGACACCGGGUCACCAUCUUCAACCUCUUCAGACAGACGCCCGGAUACCCCGAGGACAUCUUCAUUGACAACACGGGGCCGUCGUACUCGGAGAGGAAGCAGCUUGUCGAGCGAGUUGCAGAGCCUGAAGCUGCCCCUGUCAUUCGAAAGUUUGAACAGCAGGCUGAUUCUCAGGCUGAAGGUGUACCCAUCACAGUUUCCUCUGCAGCUGGUGCUGCUGGUGCUGGUACUGGUGCUACUGCCGUGGAUCAAGAGCUGUUGUCGCCAGAGACGCAUGUGGUGAAGCCUCGUGGUUCAUCGGUGGCCGCAGCAGAUGUGACCUCUCCUCGUCGCAAGAAGCAUCACAGGAAACGUGUUGUUGGUCUCAGCACCAACGAUACUUCUAGUACUACUACUAACACCACUACUACCACAAGUAGUAGUAGUAGUACUGUGCAUGCUGCUGUGCCCGUGUCUACCAUGCCUGCACUUGCACCUGCGCUUGCACCUGCUCCUGCUCCUGUUCAGCUGGAGAGCAAGUUCCCUGAGGGUUCCAUGGUUCGAAGUCAGCCUGUCCCCGAUCCGUUCGUCGACUUGCCAACGCCAAAACCAAAUCCGAGAGAGAUGCUGCUGCAGCAGGAGCAGGAGCCGCUAGUGUCUCCGACCACUGUUGCCUCUGUUCAUACUGCCAGGACUCCAACUCCUGCGUCAGAUGACUCUCCAAAGCCGGGUACAGCCACAUCCAUAUCUACCACCACCACAGCCACCGAAGUUGAAACGCCCAAAGGCCGUACCGCUUUCACUGGCCUCGACAACAUCGACUGGGACGUCAGCGGGGACAUCUACCGCCAACGUCUGGAAGCUCUCAAACAUGAAGUCGGGACGAACUGGCUCACUGUCCUUGGUGACGACAACCUGGGCUGGGCCAACAACACCAAGAACAUCAACCUGCACACCCAGGCCCCGGAUUUUCACCACGCCGCCGCAGCUCCAAUAAGACCUCCACCCCCGAUCGCUCGAACAAGUAGCCAGAUCAUCGUAACUGGUGGCCGGGCUCUUGGUUGA
This is a messenger RNA of Nannizzia gypsea CBS 118893, 2886 nucleotides long. RefSeq names its product leucine Rich Repeat domain-containing protein. Lineage: Eukaryota; Fungi; Ascomycota; Eurotiomycetes; Onygenales; Arthrodermataceae. The transcript has 3 exons. Gene Ontology annotation, cellular component: cytoplasm. The record is from RefSeq and is a predicted model, not a curated record. Gene Ontology annotation, molecular function: protein kinase binding. The coding region runs from base 1 to 2886 and encodes 961 amino acids.